Messenger RNA from Anguilla rostrata (American eel), 3822 nucleotides. RefSeq names its product zinc finger protein 260-like. Gene Ontology annotation, molecular function: DNA-binding transcription factor activity, RNA polymerase II-specific; RNA polymerase II cis-regulatory region sequence-specific DNA binding. Gene Ontology annotation, biological process: regulation of transcription by RNA polymerase II. Bases 864 to 2954 code for a protein of 696 amino acids. The transcript has 7 exons. The record is from RefSeq and is a predicted model, not a curated record. NCBI's taxonomy places the organism in Eukaryota, Metazoa, Chordata, Actinopteri, Anguilliformes, Anguillidae. Gene Ontology annotation, cellular component: chromatin; PcG protein complex; transcription regulator complex.
AACAAAACCGAAGAAGAAGAAGCCACUGAAGUCUAUGGUACGCUCCAUGUUUUCACCCGAGUCCACUGUGUGUAGUUCACGUAAUUGGCAAAACAUGGCGACUUGUGCUUCUUUUCAGGUUCAGAUGGUCUCCAUCAUGGAGGUUUUAACUAAAACGGCACUCGCAGAAAUUACUAAACUAGUCGACGACGCGUCUGCGGCAUUACGACUGGAAAUGUGCAGAAGCCAAAGAGAGAAUGAGGCGCUAAAAAGUAAGUUACUGGUUAUGGAGGGAGAGCUCAGGGCUGCGCGAGGAUGCGAAGAGGGAACGCCGGACAGUUCUCUAAACAUCGCAUUUGAAGUUAAGGUUUGCGACGAAUUCAGAGAAGAACAAAACUGUACGGUUGCAGGGAAAGUAAAUGUCGCCGUAGAGAGAGUCUUUGAUGCGCGAUUGAGCACAAGUCCGGCCAAAGAUGAACAGUACGUAUCCGUGGAGAAGAUGAAGACUGUUACGGAUGCCUUGGACAUAAAGUACGAGCCUGUAGACGAGGAGCAGGAUUGGUCUGAAUCUGUGCCACUCAGCGAGGAUUGGCUGGAAGAGGACCCAAAGACGAGCCAAUCACAGAUGGAACUGAAGAUCAGUGAGGAGAAUGCCUGUGGCACAUCAGGGGCAGCUGCUACUAACAGUGGUGUAGGACCCCUCUGUGAGGAGGGGGAGGAGCAGCCCCCCUGCAGGAGACCCAGAGAAGGGGCUGCAAGCCGAACUGAAGCAGGAGCCCGACGGGGAGCCUCUCACCCCUGGACACCCCCUGCCAGGAUCUGGAGAGGGGCUGGAGGUCCAGUGCGCGUGGAGCAAGGCCACCAGAUUGGGAAAGGUUCAGGAAAUGCUCAGACAGCACGGAGGAAGCUCGGAGCCCGGAGGUGCACGGUCAAACGACCGAUUCUCUCCUCGCCAUUACAGAGCUUCUCGGAGGCUGCGCUCUGAGAAGAACGAGGGCCCAACGUCACACCUCGAGCAGAAACAAAAUGGCCGCCCCGGCGAGGCGCCUGAUGCUAUUUCGGCAGAGAUGGCGGUCCCUCUGGGUUCUCCGGGACAGCGUGCUGGAAGCACCCUGUGCGAGGAGAGUUUCAACACGUCGGCAGAAGCAGAGAGUUUCCGGAGAAUCGAGGGACGAGAGGAGUUAAUCUGCACGUGCUGCAGGAAGACGUUCCCGGACGCUCUGGAACUGCAGACGCACGAGGAGGAGCAGCACGGCACGGGGAAACGUUUCGGCUGUUCGGAGAGCGGCAAAGCUUUCGCUUGCUCCAGCGUCCUGGAAAAGCACCAGCGGAUUCACAGGAGGAAGAAACCGUUCGUUUGCGCACAUUGCGGGGAAGGAAAUGUCGCCGUAGAGAGAGUCUUUGACGGGCUAUUGAGCACAAGUCCGGCCGAAGAUGAACAGUACGUACCCGUGGAGAAGAUGAAGACUGUUGCGGAUGCCUUGGACAUAAAGUACGAGCCUGAAGACGGGGAGCAGGAUUGGUCAGAAUCUGUGCCGCUCAGCAAGGAUCGGCUGGAAGAGGACCCAAAGACGAGCCAAUCACAGGCAGAACAGAAAAUCUUUGAGGAGACUAGCUGUGGCACAUCAGAGGCAGCCGUAGCUGCUGCUAACGGUGGUGAAGGACCCCUCUGUGAGGAGAAGGAGGAGCUGCACAUGCAGCCCUGCCCUGCAGGAGACCCAGAGAAGGGGCUGCAAGCCGAACUGAAGCAGGAGCCCGACGGGGAGCCUCUCACCCCUGGACACCCCCUGCCAGGAUCUGGAGAGGGGCUGGAGGUCCAGUGCGCGUGGAGCAAGGCCACCAGAUCGGGAAAGGUUCAGGAAAUGCUCCGACAGCACGGAGGAAGCUCGGAGCCCGGAGGUGCACGGUCAAACGACCGAUUCUCUCCUCGCCAUUACAGAGCUUCUCGGAGGCUGCGCUCUGAGAAGAACGAGGGCCCAACGUCACACCUCGAGCAGAAACAAAAUGGCCGCCCCGGCGAGGCGCCUGAUGCCAUUUCGGCAGAGAUGGCGGUCCCUCUGGGUUCUCCGGGACAGCGUGCUGGAAGCACCCUGUGCGAGGAGAGUUUCAACACGUCAGCAGAAGCAGAGAGUCGCUGGGGAAUCGAGGGACGGGAGGAGUUCAUCUGCACGUGCUGCAGGAAGACGUUCCCGGAUGCUCUCGAGCUGCAGACGCACGAAGAGGAGCAGCACGGCACAGGGAAACGUUUCGGCUGUUCAGAGAGCGGCAAAGCUUUCGCUUGCUCCAGCGUCCCGGAAAAGCACCAGCGGAUUCACAGCAAGCGCGGUAAAAGCUUCUCCCAGAUCAGCAAUCUUAAAACUCACCAGAUUACUCACACCAGAGAGAAAUGCUUCCGCUGCACGGUGUGCAGUAAGAGCUUUGCCCAUCUCUAUGAUCUUAAGCAUCAUCAGAGUGUCCACACAGGAAAGAAACCACACAGCUGUGACGAGUGUGGGAAGAGCUUUGCCAAACUGAGCAGACUGAAGACUCACCAAAGGGUCCACACAGGAGAGAAACCGUACAGCUGUAACGAGUGUGGGAAGAGCUUUGCCCAACUGUCCACCCUCAAGACUCACCAGAGGUUGCACACAGGAGAGAAACCGUACAGCUGUAACGAGUGUGGGAAGAGAUUUGCCUAUCUGUCCAACCUCAAGUCUCACCAGAGUGUGCACACAGGAGAGAAACCACACAGCUGUGAUGAGUGUGGGAAGAGCUUUGCCCAUCUGCACACCCUCAAGACUCACCAGAGUGUGCACACAGGAGAGAAACCACACAGCUGUGACAAGUGUGGGAAGAGCUUUGCCCAAGUGUCCACCCUCAAGACUCACCAAAUGGUCCACACCGGGGAGAGACCGUACGGUUGCUCGCUGUGCGGCCGCCGUUUCUCCCGAAACCGCGGCCUUCAGAGACACAUACUUUCUCACAGCGCGGUGUAAAAAAUUAUGGGACCUUUGAGCGAAAAUCAAAGAUCUUAACCUCUCCUCCUCGGCGAGCAAGUUCCACUUUAUGUGCCGCAGAGCAGAACACAUGGACCCCAUUUUACACAGAGCUCACUUAGUCUGGCCUUCUCAGCUCAGGGAAUCGUAGAACCACAUACCUGCACUGAGAAGGCAGUUGAACACACUCCUCCAUAAUCAGACACACCUGUGAGGCAAUUUGUCCCAAAAAGUAUUAUAGAGCUCACUGUAUUUUGAGAAAUAAUAUUUGGCAUGGAUUUUUAUUGUAUAACUGUUGACCUUUUUUUUAAAAAAAAAAAUUCUGUUACCAAUGACCAUCAAUAAAUUGGAUUUGGAUUUUAUGUUUUAGUAAAACUGGCAUGCAAGCAUCACUCUCCCCAGUGAGCCAGAACUGGCAGCUUGGGCUCUGCUAUAGUACAGACUGGGCCCCCGCAGCUUGCUGUACAUUUCCAGGAAGCAAAAACCAGUACUACAGUUCUGACCUGUGAGUGACCUGUCAAUCAAAGCCCACUCUUGGGCUCAAUCAAAGGGAGAAUUGAACGACCAACAAUAUUGUUUGCUUUCAUUGGAAAUAAGCUUGUUUUGGUAGACAUUAGCUGGUUUUAUUUAUAAAGAAAUGCGGAUGAGGACUAAAUGCCAAACGUGUUGGAUUCCAGUGUAAUGACGCAUGACAUGUUAACUUUUCUUUUGACUGAGAUCUUCCUUGUCCAUUUUCUUUGUCAUUGUAACUGGAUGCAGCGAAAAUAUAUUUCUCAAGGUCAGUUUAUUGUGUGUACGGAGUGAUUUUAAACAAAAUGAAAAGUCUUUGCAUUUGGAUGAGAAAUAAAACGUGUUUUUUCAUAACGAU